Molecule: messenger RNA, 1418 nt
Organism: Lepus europaeus (European hare)
Lineage: Eukaryota; Metazoa; Chordata; Mammalia; Lagomorpha; Leporidae
Gene: ANXA3
Product: annexin A3
Exons: 13
Coding region: 141-1112 (323 amino acids)
Cellular component (GO): cytoplasm
Molecular function (GO): calcium ion binding; calcium-dependent phospholipid binding; phospholipase inhibitor activity
Source: RefSeq, a predicted model, not a curated record
AGGGGUGCGGCCGCAGUUGGAGGCGUGGAGCGAGCGCUGAGCCGCGGAGCCCCUGCGCCUCUGAGCCCCGGAGCCCGCCAGGUCCCCGCCGCCGCGCGUCACGAUUAGUGUGAUCUCAACUCAAGGCAAAGUGGGCUACUAUGGCAUCUCUCUGGGUUGGACACCGAGGGACAGUAAGAGAUUACCCAGGCUUUAGCCCUUCAGUGGAUGCUGAAGCUAUUCGGAAAGCAAUCAGAGGAAUUGGAACCGAUGAGAAAACGCUCAUCAGCAUUCUGGCUGAGAGGUCAAGUGCACAGCGGCAGCUGAUCGUCAAGGAAUAUCAAGCAGCGUAUGGAAAGGAGCUGAAAGAUGACUUGAAGGGAGAUCUCUCUGGCCACUUUGAGCAUCUCAUGGUAGCCCUUGUGACCCCACCAGCAGUGUUUGAUGCAAAGCAACUGAAGAAGUCCAUGAAGGGAACUGGAACAGAUGAAGAUGCCUUGAUUGAAAUCUUAACAACCAGGACAAGCAGGCAAAUGAAGGAAAUUUCUCAGGCCUACUAUACAGUAUAUAAGAAGAGUCUUGGAGACGACAUUAGUUCUGAAACAUCUGGUGACUUCCGGAAAGCUUUGUUGACUUUGGCUGAUGGCAGAAGAGAUGAAAGUGUGAAGGUGGAUGAGCAGCUGGCCAAAAAGGAUGCCCAGAUUCUCUACAACGCUGGUGAGAACAAAUGGGGCACAGAUGAGGACAAGUUCACCGAGAUCCUGUGUUUAAGGAGCUUCUCGCAGCUAAAACUAACUUUUGACGAAUACAGAAACAUUAGCCAGAAGGACAUUGAGGACAGCAUCAAAGGAGAAUUAUCUGGGCAUUUUGAAGACUUACUGCUGGCCAUAGUUCAUUGUGUGUGGAACCUGCCUGCCUUUUUAGCUGCAAGACUGUAUCAAGCUUUAAAGGGUGCUGGUACUGAUGAAUUUACUCUGAACAGAAUCAUGGUUUCAAGAUCAGAAAUUGACCUUCUGGACAUUCGAGCAGAGUUCAAGAAGCAGUAUGGCUAUUCCCUAUACUCAGCAAUUAAAUCAGAUACGUCUGGAGACUACGAAGUCACGCUCUUGAAGAUCUGCGGAGGAGAUGACUGAGAGGACAGUCUGCACUCGCCACUCCGUGAUGGACUCCACCCACUUCUUUCUCAAUCAAGUGUGCACUGCAACCUGUUGGCCUAACGGAAAUACUCACUGUUCCAUAACAACAAUGCAAGCAGAAAGUGAUUAUUUUAGAGCCUCUCAUUCAUAAUAGAGUAGAUGACACAUGAAAUUUAAACUAGUAUAAAGAAUCUGCUAUUAUUAUCAGACUUAGAUUGCUGCUUAGGAACUAAAAAAAUCUGUGUAUCAUUCUAAGCCACUAAACAUACGGGUAAUAAAAAAUGUUGCCUUUGUUAAAGGAAA